Haplochromis burtoni (Burton's mouthbrooder) is the source of this 2256-nucleotide messenger RNA. RefSeq names its product ICOS ligand. Lineage: Eukaryota; Metazoa; Chordata; Actinopteri; Cichliformes; Cichlidae. The transcript has 5 exons. Gene Ontology annotation, biological process: T cell costimulation; immune response; positive regulation of T cell proliferation. The record is from RefSeq and is a predicted model, not a curated record. Gene Ontology annotation, cellular component: external side of plasma membrane. The coding region runs from base 769 to 1575 and encodes 268 amino acids.
CCUUUUUAAACGCUACCUGUAACGGAAUACAGUUACUCAUAUUUUGUAUUUUAAAUACGUAACCGCGGUACAUGUAUUCCGUUACUCCCCAACACUGCACACUUGUACCAUCAGAUCGAGUCUUUGUGCUGUUCGGCUUCUUGAAUUCGUCAGUUCACAUUUGAACUUUCACACAGUCAUAAACCACAUUCCUGGUUUUCUUUGCUUUUUUAUGUGUUACAUGAAACAUUGCAGAACAAAUAUCCACAGUUUCAGGUUCAUUUCCUGUCUGAUCAGAUAGUGGCAACAAAGAAGGAGGUCUGACGGCGAUCUGUCGAAACGUGGCACUCAGACUUCUGCUUUUUGGUUUUUACUCCUCUGGGAAAAAAAGGUUUCACAGAGAGUUUCAUCCAAGAUAAAAUGAUUUAUUCGGAUCCUGUAGCUGCCAAGUGUCACACAGACGAUCUCUGAUGGGAAAAAGAAAUCUGUGAGUCGCAGUAAACUGCACUCGGACAGUAACGUGAACAUAACCAUCGAUAACAUGUGACCAGAAGCCACAGCGAGAGUCAGAGUGGCGUCUGAAAGAGGAAACGGCACCACAGUCUGCAAUCUGGUAUCAGAGCUGCUAUCACUGUUUAUGAGAACAUUACUGGAGCUUGUAGUUGGAGUGACUUACAGCCAAAUGGUGCUUUAUCAGGAUGCGGUGCCCGAGUAUCCACUGAUGGACUGAACAUCCUGCAGACACUGAUCGAGUCUCACCAAAGCUUUUUGUUCUCCCUGCGGGACGCGAUGGAGUUUCUGCUCCUGAUCUUUCUCUUUCUCCUUGCACCUCUGCUGCUGCCAGCCUGGUGCCAAACCAUCAAUGGAAGCAUUGGAGAGACGCUCCUUUGGCCGUGCAUGCACAAACUUACUAAGAGGUUUGUCCGUGAGCAAACUUACAUCUACUGGCAGGGGAUGGACGGCAGCAGCAACCCCACUGUGGCCCACGUCUAUGUGAAGGGAGAAGAAGACUUUCUUUAUCAAAGCUCAUCCUUUCAGAACAGGACUGCAAUCUUCCUUUCUCAAUUAGAGGAUGGAAAUUUCUCUCUCCUGAUUAGAAACCUGAUGCUGGACCACGAUGGGACCUUCAUUGAAGUUGUUUUUAUUUCAGAUGACUCAAAGGAGAAUAUCUGUCAGAAGACCCUGCAUGUAGCAGCGGUCUUCCAGGAACCAAACAUCGAGCUAAGCCAGGCCUCAGCAACCUGCAGCACGGCGGGGGGCUAUCCUGAACCUGAGGUGACGUGGCUCUCCACAGACGACCAGGGGAAUGAAACCAUCCUGGAGCCACUGGAAGUAAAGACUGAUAAUAACACCAGGAAUGGAACAUUCAGCGUCUUCAGCAAAGCCAACAUCAGCGGAUUAAAAACUGUAACGUGCAGAAUUUGUAAUCCCACCUCGGGCGAAUGUCGGACAACAACUAAAGAUGUCUCACGUGCCGGGACUUUUAUUACAGGUGGCAUCGCUGUCAUCGUCAUCAUUACCGUCAUCGUGGCGAUUAUCAGCAUCGCUCUUUGUGUGUUCUGUCAAUUAAAUGGAAGAAGAACCUCCACAGGAUGAAGGUCUUUCUGUUUGACUGUGGACGUUAGAGGAACUCACAUUUUUGGACAUGAACACCAACGUGAACGCGGAUGCUGGAGCCUUAUUUUUUUAUUUAUCGUCUCUUAUUGACAGUAUGACAUCUUAAUGAACACUGACAGGUCCGGCUCCACACUGAGCAGGACGCCGGGUCCUUCUGAAUCAGCUGACUCUCUUUUUACCAUAACUUUAGAGGAGUAAUAAGAGAAGCCACGCAACACUUUACUUCAUGCUAUAAAUUUUUAAAGUGGCAGAUUGCAGCCGACUUGUUUUCUGUCAGGAGUCGUUGGGAGAAUGGAGCAGGAAGCAUGAUCAGGAGGAGGAAGGACCGCCCACCGUGCGCUCGGCUGUUUGUUUGGACUGAAACAGGAAGUGAUCGGGUUUUGGAAGCGGUCUGCUGGGACUGAGUAAUAAAGACUGGACUGCGCAGUGACCAACAUCCAUGUUAUGACUGUUUCUGCAGGACACGUCCUUUUCUAAAGUCCGCCCUUUACCCAGAGUUUAUGACUGACAUCUUCUUAUUACAGCCAGAAGAAAGUCGGCCCGUCUAAUGCUGUGCUUCCCGUAUUAGUCAUUAGCAGUGUUGGACAAGUUACUUUGAAAAAAUAAUUAAUUAUAGUUACUAGUUACUUCUUCAAAAAAGUAACUGACUUAGUAACUGAG